AUGCAUCGCACAUACUCCAUGCGCCAGACAAGAGCGCCCACCGCCUCUCAACUCCAGAACCCUCCCCCGCCUCCCUCUACCACAAAGUCCGGUCGCCUGUUUCGUGGUGGCUUUGGCCAUGCCCUCCGCCACAAGUCUGCCGGUGCUUUCGGGCCAGACCUCGCCAAGAAGCUGUCACAGUUGGUGAAGAUGGAGAAGAAUGUUAUGCGCAGCCUUGAACAAGUGGCUAGAGAGCGUAUGGAAGUGGCUCAACAACUCUCAAUAUGGGGCGAGGCUUGCGACGAAGACGUGUCCGAUGUCACCGACAAGCUCGGCGUUCUUCUCUACGAGAUUGGUGAGCUUGAAGACCAAUACGUCGACCGAUACGACCAAUACCGUGUGACAAUCAAGAGUAUCCGCAACAUUGAGGCUUCGGUACAACCGAGCCGAGACCGUAAACAAAAGAUCACCGACCAGAUUGCCCAGCUCAAAUACAAGGAGCCCAACUCCCCCAAGAUUGUCGUCCUCGAGCAGGAACUUGUUCGCGCCGAAGCCGAGUCGCUGGUUGCCGAGGCCCAACUGUCCAACAUCACGCGCGAAAAGAUCAAAGCCGCGUACACCUAUCAGUUCGACGCUUUGAGAGAACACUGUGAGAAGGUUGCUAUCAUCGCCGGGUACGGAAAGCAUCUGCUCGAGCUCAUUGAUGACACACCUGUAACCCCGGGCGAGACUCGUGCGGCUUACGACGGUUAUGAGGCUAGCAAGGCCAUCAUUCAGGAUUGUGAGGAUGCCCUAACCAGCUGGGUUACAUCUCAAGCCGCCGUUUCCUCCAAAUUGUCCACUCGCGCGCGCACUCUGUCGACACGCCGUAGGAACAACAUCAGAGCGCGUGCCGAGGGAGGCCACGAUUUGUCCGGGCAGGAUGCUCCUUUGAAUGACGACUCGUCAUGGACGCCUGCACACAACAAAGAGGCGGAGUACACGGAUGAGGAGGAAGAGGAUGAUGAUAUUCACCAUUCCGUCACCGGGACCGAUGACGGCUUGAAUGGCGAAAUCAGAGGACGUCAACACGAGAGCAUCGUGGCAUGA
Messenger RNA from Colletotrichum higginsianum IMI 349063, 1068 nucleotides. Its product is annotated as Sphingolipid long chain base-responsive protein LSP1. The transcript is spliced from 5 exons. The record is from RefSeq and is a predicted model, not a curated record. Gene Ontology annotation, molecular function: lipid binding. Gene Ontology annotation, cellular component: plasma membrane; eisosome filament. The coding region runs from base 1 to 1068 and encodes 355 amino acids. Lineage: Eukaryota; Fungi; Ascomycota; Sordariomycetes; Glomerellales; Glomerellaceae. Gene Ontology annotation, biological process: eisosome assembly; endocytosis; negative regulation of protein kinase activity.